This is a messenger RNA of Dichotomopilus funicola, 765 nucleotides long. RefSeq lists its product as uncharacterized. The coding region runs from base 1 to 765 and encodes 254 amino acids. NCBI's taxonomy places the organism in Eukaryota, Fungi, Ascomycota, Sordariomycetes, Sordariales, Chaetomiaceae. The record is from RefSeq and is a predicted model, not a curated record. The transcript has 2 exons.
AUGCCCCUCCCCGAUUUCACCUCCCCCACCCUCUUCCCCUCCUUCCUCUCCCUCCCCAUCGACACCGAACCACCCCCAGAAUCUUCCUCAGAAACCUUCCUCCUCGCCCAAAUCCUCGAAAACAUGACCCUCACCAAACCAACCCUCAUCUGCACCGACGUCCACCCCUCAUCACCUACCACAAACAACACCAACAAUACCCCACAACAACAACCUAUAUCUCCCAGCAACCGCUUCGCAAUCGUCUUUCCCUCCCGCCCCGGUUCCGGGCCGGAUACCCUCGAUUUCCGUCGGUUGGGGUAUAAAAAGGGUUCGACGCUUGUUAUACGCGGUGCGAGGAGACGAGUUCGUGGUGGCGAUGCUGGUGCGUCAGCUUCCACGGCGGUGUCGGAAGAGGAGUUACCAGGCUCGAACAGCCAGCCGGGCGGGGGCUCAGGUUCAGGCCGUGAGGUUGGGUUUGUCGCUGUGGAGAGGGCUGAUGAGGGAUUGGUGAGUGUGGUGCCUACGGGCGUGGGGAAGGUACGGGAAUUGGGGGUGUGGUUGAGGGAGAGGGAUGAGAAGAGGUUGCAGCAAGGGGGAGGUGAGGAAGGAGUGGUUUUUGGGUGUGAGACGUGUGGGCGGAUGGAGGGGACGUUGUUGAAGAAGUGUACGGGGUGUGGGGAGGUGGCGUAUUGUGGGAAGGAAUGCCAGCUUAGAGGAUGGGACGAGGGCGGACAUAAGGGUGAUUGCAAGGCUAUCAAAGCCAUCCGUGCCAUCUGGCCUUGA